UAUACUCCGAUGGAAGCGAUAACAAAAAUCCCCGAAAUGCAUCAAAUCCCAAGUUAUCUCGUCCAAAUCCACGCAGCCCGAAUCACCAGCUGAUAGCUGAUAAAACCCCGGCUCUAAUUGGAUCCAGAACAAAUAAUAAGCGAAGCUCUUUAUCGUCGUACCCGUUAAACGGCACGAAUUUUAACAAGUUGCAUAUCAAUCGAAAAAGCGGAAAUUCUUAUCGCAUAAUACCACCAUGGCGAAAUUCAAACGUAAUACCAUGACCGCAUACAGAACGAUUCCGCAGUUGGAACGGUGCGAUCGAAGCAUGUUCGGAGACCUGGUUCUCACCUGCCAGACGCCCGUACAUGGGGUUCUGCCCAAGCAGGUCAUCCAACCCAUUCCCUACACCAUGGCAGUGAGGAGGGCCUCUGUGGAUUCUGUCUCUGCGACGAAGACGUCCAUCAUGGAGACGGAGAAGAGGAGAGCCUCGGCACUAGUGGACGAACUUCUCAUAGACAUUUAUUAUAGUGUGCACAAUGGCAGUUCGGAUUACAAUUCCACAUCUGGAAAGUCCCAUAGGAGUUCUUGGGCGGAAUUCGUCAAUUUGCAAGAUAAAGACAUAGAAGAAAUGGUUUCCAUUCUGUCAUGUCUACGCAACUACAUAGAACGUAUGGGCAGCGUACUGGUGCGCCAGCUGAAGCGUCGCGACGCUCUGCGUCGUCAGCAGGAGGCCUACUGUGACGUCAUCACGAAGCGAUUAGCAAAGCGUGUGCCUCAAUUCGACCCUGCAGAAGAUAUGAGGUUCACCAUCCAGCCUUUGCCUGGUGAUACAGGAUUCGCACAAUGGGCAGCCGCAAUGAAGAUGGUCGCUCAACUACCAGGCGGUAUUCCUACGGAAUUCAGAAGGAGAUUGUGGUUGACUCUCGCAGAAAGACAUUUGGUUUCCAAUGGCGUCGACUGGCCGGAAGUUGAACGAACUUGUUUCAGCGAGUGGUCGCAUCCUGCAGAUGCCGAGUUGGGAGUUCAGAUCGUCAAGGAUCUGCACAGGACCGGCUGCAGCUUAUUUUGCGGGGAAGACGGUCAAGAAAAUCAAGCAUUGCUGAAAAGAGUUCUAUUGGCAUAUGCGAGAUGGAACAAGGCUGUAGGUUACUGCCAAGGCUUCAACAUGCUGGCCGCCCUCAUCCUGCAGGUGACCGAGAAGAGCGAGGGCGACGCCCUCAAGCUGAUGGUAUACCUCAUAGAGGGCGUGCUGCCCGACUCGUACUUCGCCGACAGCCUGCGCGGCCUGUCCGUCGACAUGGCCGUGUUCAGGGAGCUGCUGAGAAGUCGGCUGCCGCAGCUGUCGAAGCACCUGGACCUGCUGCAGAACAAGGCCAAGGACGGCAGCAGGAGCUACGAGCCGCCGCUGACCAACGUGUUCACGAUGCAGUGGUUUCUGACUCUCUUCUGCAACUGUCUACCCCAUCCGACUGUACUGCGAGUGUGGGACCUGAUACUGCUAGAAGGUAACGAAAUCCUGCUCCGGACAGCUCUCGCUAUCUGGCAAGUACUUGCCGACAGAAUCCUCAGUGUACGAAGUGCUGACGAAUUCUACUGCGUCAUGGGUGUGCUCAUGAGAGAAUUACUUGAAUUCGACCUGAUCGAUGGAAAUUCCCUCAUCAAAGCCAUGGUGGCAAUUGGUCCUCUCACAGAACUGAAAACUCUCAGGGAACAUUAUUUGUACAACAUCAACCCCUGGGGCCCAAGCUUGCCACAGGUCGUAGACAAGCAGCUCAAGCUAUACUCAAAACAAAGCAUCGCCUUGGAUAUAAGCGCUCUGAAAAAGCAAUACGGCAAGCUCAAGCAAAGACAGCGGCAAGCGCAUAUCAUCUUCAGCGCUGCUAUCUCAAGGCAACCUGCCCCUGCGCCACCAGUCACCAUGAACCAUUUGUUGAUUGGAAAAAGCGCCCUAGUACCAGCUAAGAGGCUAGGGCCACCAAAAGGUUCUAUUCCCCCUGCCAGACAAGCCCCGAGCACCCUACACUGGAAGGACACGCCAAAACAGACCUCCAGCUCCAGCUCAAGUGAUACCGAAUUGUGUGACGAAGAGUCAGCAAGUUCUGAUGAAGAAGACAUAGAAACAAAUAAAUUCGACAAUCUACCAUUAGAAAGUGAUACAGAUCUUAUGAGAAACGACAAUACAUGUGCCAGUAUAGAAGUAAAAGACAACCCAACUAGUCCUAGCCAAAACCAACCGACUGAAAUCCCCAUAAUUAGUGAGAGUUCCAUGAUCUCGAAAUCUGAGUCAGACGAUGAAAAUUUUGAAUUCGAGCAGUUUUUGGCUGACCGUGUUAAAUGCCUUAAGGUGACUGAAGACGAACAAGAGGAGAGAAUCAACUAUGCGAGGAGGAACAGCUUGAGAGCCCUGCAAAUUAUUCAGGAGAACUCGAUGAUUCUACACCGAAUUUUACAAUGCCAGUCACGUUUAUCGCCAUCACCACCCCCUAUUCAUAAUAGGGAUGCAAUGGGGGCGGAUAACGUUUCCGAUGUCUCAGGAUGUUUCAGUUCGCUUUCAGUUAGCGACGAAACUGGAAUUGACAUGGCUUUUGAUGGCCAAGAAUUGCAUAGAAAGAUCGAUACAGAGGACAAUGGAGUUGAUUCAAAGGAUUUAAAGUCGCCUGAAUAUGGCUCGAGAUAUAGCAGUAUAUUAGAGAAGAGUAAGAGUUUAGAUGAGAAAUAUAAUGCACUGAUAUUGAAGAAGCCGUCAGUAUCUAAAACUACUGAGGAAUUGAGUUCUAAUAUAGACAAAGUUAUUUCAUAUUCGAAUCAAGGAAAGCUUGAAUCUUCUAGCUCAACAGAAACGUUAAGUUCAUUAGCUAGCUAUGACACAACAAGUAAUUUAGUCAUUAAAACAGAUGGUAACUUACCAAUUCUCGUGGAAGAAGUGAGUCUGCCAGACUCAAGAUGUACGUUCAAGAACGUGGACAGUGAAAAUAUGUUCCCAUACAAUGAAUAUGGUGAAGAAGCUAUGCUGUCAGAUUAUAGUCAGCUAGGAAGUCCACAUAAAUUAGUGGAUACAACCGGGAAAACACAUUCUGAACCAAAUUCGAAUGGAGGAGUUGAUGGAGAACGUCAAGUCACGCUGUCUAAGUCUGAUGAUCACUUGGACAGCGCAAACAAGAAACCAAAUUGUAGUGAAGCAUUCAUGCUGAAGAAUUAUGAUGAUAUUCUUGAAUGUUCAUUCCAUCCAGAUUAUUCCAAGACCCAUGACCUCACAAGACCCAAAGAAGGUAAUGUAGAUGAAGAUAAAGAUGAUUAUUUUCCAUACAACAGUAAUGGUUCGAAUCCUGAAAGUUGGCUGUCGAAUUUGGAGAAUAAUACUGAGAAAUCUUUUCCUUCGACUAGUAGACUAACUGAAGAUUCUGAUUUUGAAGUUUCCACUUCAUUAUCUCAGAUCAACUCGACAGAAUUUGGGUCGAGUUCCUCGAAUACUGCUUCAAAAAUUGAGUCCUUUGCAGAUUUCAGCAAUAUAAAGUUAUCAACACUCACAAAAGAAGAUCGAUCCGAUUUCCUACCAAGAGAUACUGAAAAUUCUAAACAUUUUCCAUUGAUUGAUGACCUUGACUUUUUCAACAACAUAGCUGAUCCGAGUCCACAAAUAUCUCUAAAUGAAUUCGGUAAUGACAUCUCGAAAGAAAAUUCUGAGUUGAACAAAGAUGCAUCAUCUCCAUCAUGGAAAAAUUGUAUGAACACCUCACAAUCCGUUAGCGAUGAAAGGAAUAAUUAUGGAGAUAUUGAAGCAGAAAAGGUUUCAACAAAUUAUUUACAUAACUUUCUACCUGUAUCAGGAAAAAACAUAUGCACCAGCGAAUUGGAAAAUAACGGAAUUCAUGCCGAUCGCUGCAAUAUUGAUGCAAAUGUGCAGGAAAGAAUAACACCUAAGACUAUAUUCUUGUCUCCUGAUCGAUCUCCUGCAAGAUCAACUGAACAUUCAAGACACCCCUCAUUGUCAGAGAAUCCUGCAUCAAUCAAAGCUACUACUGAAACAGAUCCAUAUUAUUUGCCAUCACCAUCUGUGAGAGAAUACCCCUCGAGAAGUACUUCACCAUUCAUAAGUAAUGAUUGGUACAGUACCGAACGAAAUAAUAAGAAUCUUGGACUGGAAGUAGUUGCAGUGGGAGGUAGCUCGAACUUGAGGUCUCCUUCAAGGCCAAAAUCUUUAUCUCCUCUGGCAUCUCCCUCAAUUGCAACCUCAAAAUCACCGAGCAAAUACUUCAAUCCAUUUCCCGUGCCACUAGGUUCUAGACAAACUAAAGAGGUUCCUAUGAAGUUGGGACUGUACAAGAAAUGAUGGAUUGUGGAGUUCAAUCCCGCUCAGCAAUACCAAAAACUCUAUUUCGGCAAUCUAGUUAUUCAAUGCUGAAAUAUGUCCUUUACUAUAUUAGUAAAUCUCAGAUAUUGUAUAUUAUGUAAGGUAAUCAAAGUAUACAUUGAGGUCUAAUCAAACUUUCAUUGUUCAACUCUUUUCUCGAUCAAUUAUUACACUUCUAUAAAUAAUAGAUGAUAAAUUGUUCAGUGUUAGUGAAGAAUUGUUGUUCCUUCAUGUAUUGUUGCACUGUUUAUUUCAGCAAAUCGGUUAAUACUGAAGGUGCCUUCAUCAAAUCCAAAAAUAUAUCUAUUUACUUGAAAUAUAAUCCUGAUGAGUUUUUUCCGACCCGAAAUAUUAGAUAAAUAGAAAAUCAAAAUUAUACAAUAAAAUCAAAUUAUACCGACUAAAAUCCCACAGAUAUCUGAUCAGAAUCCAUUGAAUUUCGUUUCCAUAGAAUGUAAAUAUUUCAUUGUUAAGAUAGUUGAUAAGUGAAUAUCCUCGUUGAUACUAUUUUGCGCUGUGCCAGGUCCGUUCGUUCUAAAAUAUUUGUAGAAAAUAAUAUAUUUCCGUAAAAAUUGUUAUUUGAAAAUAUAUAACGUUACCUCAGAAUUGUCUUUUUCUUCAAAAAUCACUCAGGUGAAGGAAUUUCUGGAAAUAUUCAAAAUAAUGCAUGGAACUGGAUUCAGUUUGCUUUUUUAUCUCGAAUUUUUUUAUUCAUAAGUAUGUACAUUAUUCAUAAAAUUAAUUUGUAAGGCGGAAGCAUAAUAUGAACAUCUCAUUUGAACAUCAGAAUACAUGCAUAUAUUUUGGGAAGGAAUUGGGUAUCAACAGAAUAAAACAAAACUGGAUAGCUGAUGAUGAUGUAUAGUAUGACUAGAUUAUUAUAUCUUGAUCAGUUGAUACCCAUUAUAAAUGACUCAUCCUUGAUAGUAAUAGACCGAGAGGUAAGUGACAAAAAAAUGCAAUUUUGGUAUGAAAGUUGUUAAUAAUAUAAAAAAUCAAGAAAAACAUAGUCAGCCCGAAUUUUUAAUCAACAUACGCCAUCAGCAGUCGAUAGAACAUACGCUCAUCAGUACAGGCUUUUAUUCAAUGAUGAAAUGAAGGUUUCUUAGAAAAACAUAUUGAAAAUGUACUCAAAAAGUAUUGUUUUUAUUAUUCAUUAAAAAAAUGUUCAUUGAUGAAACAAUAUUCCUAAACGCCGAGCUGCGCCUAGGUGGUUCAAGAACGCGUGAUUACCAGCCGGUUUCAGGGCUGUCUCAGAUAGAAUUCUCUACCGCUAUCUGGUGCGAACCUGACCCAACGUAAACGCAUCUCAGCAUUUAUACCCCACGAGGUGUUCAACGUCCGUGAAAUGAAUGCGAACGCCGAACGCCACCUGGCAAGCGGUAAAAUAAAAAUUCGGGAUGGCUAUGGUUUUCUGAUGUUUCUUAUUAUUAACAAAUUGUAUGCCAAACUCAACAAUUUAGAAAACAGUUUCACCAUCAGUCAUACGUUUAUUAUGUACUUCGCCACGGUGAUGACGCGUUUCGUGAAGAUAUUUUGAAUUCUGGCGGUAUCCACAUCAUUUUUUAGUUAAAUCACUAUUCAGAAAUUAAUUUUCAAAUUUUAGCGCAAAUCGCUUACGAACUGGUUGACAGGCGGCAGGCUAUUGCAAUACAUUCUAAAUAACGGGAUAUCGGAAUAUCAGACUUCAGGAAACUGAUGCAAUUUUUUACCACUCAUUUCUCCGUCUAAAAGUAGUACAAAUGACGAAUCACGAAUGAAUUCCCUAUACUUAUAUAAAUCUCAAAUCACUCCCAACCAUUUUUAAUAAAAUUAGUUAUAAUGGGAAAUAGAACCUCAGGAAAUCUGAACUUCACUGACCAAUUAUCAGUUCAUCCAAUAUGGGAGGACAUGUGCAAACCAAAUGUUUAUCACCAUAAAUAUCAUCAAUCCUUGCUACUGUUGGCCAUACCUUAUUCUCAGGCUUGACAAACGGUGCAGGAAACGCAGCCUGCUCUCUUGUAUAAGGCCUCUCCCACGAACUACUUAUCACUUGCUCUUGAGUAUGCGGAGCCAUCUUCAGAGGAUUUAUCCUAACGUCAGACCUGCCUUCUUCAAUGUCCCUUAUCUCCUCUCUGAUUGAAAUCAGUGCUCCACAAAAUCUGUCAAGUUCUUGUUUGUCUUCGGACUCUGUGGGUUCGAUCAUCAAGGUACCAGCUACCGGCCAACUCAUCGUAGGGGCAUGAAAUCCAUAGUCCAUGAGUCUCUUAGCAAUAUCAGCUGCCUCUAGAUUCGCGGUCUUCUUGAACCCCCUAGUGUCUAUGAUAAACUCAUGUGCGACUAGGUUGGAAGUAGAACUCCUGAACAAUGUAUCAUAGUAGGGCUCUAAUACUUUGGACAUAUAAUUAGCAUUCAAUAUAGCCACUUGGGUUGCUUUCCUUAGUCCUCUUGGUCCCAUCAUUUUGAUGUAAGCCCAAGAAAUAGGAAGGAUAGCACUCGAACCAAAAGGUGCUGCACUGACAACCUCAAAAGAAGUAGAAUUUGCACCUAGUGGGUUGACAACUGGAUGUCCAGGUAGAAAUGGAGCUAAAUGAGACUUGACUCCAAUAGGACCCAUACCCGGACCACCACCUCCAUGGGGAAUACAGAAUGUUUUGUGGAGGUUCAAAUGAGAAACAUCACUCCCAUAAUCACCUGGUCUACACAGCCCUACUUGAGCAUUCAUGUUAGCACCAUCUAGAUACACCUGGCCACCGUUCUCAUGAAUUAUAUCGCAAAUAUCACCAAUGGUUUCUUCAAAUACUCCAUUAGUUGAAGGAUAAGUGAUCAUUAAACAUGAAAGCUUGUCUCUGAACUUUUCUGCUUUGGUUUUAAGAUCAUCAACGUCUAUGGUGCCAUCUUGUCUAACUUUUACCGGUUCUACUUGCAUUCCAGCCAUCUGGGCACUAGCUGGGUUCGUACCAUGGGCACUCACUGGUAUAAGACAGACUUCCCUGUGCUUUUCGCCUUUGGCUUCGUGGUAACAUUGUAUGGCUCUCAGGCCUGCGAAUUCUCCUUGAGCUCCACUAUUAGGUUGGAAGCUUAUAUUAUCGUAACCUGUGAUGGUGCAUAAGUCUUUUUCUAGUUCAGCAAAUAGUUGGUGGUAGCCCUGUACUUGUUCAACGGGAGCAAAUGGAUGGAUAUCGGUGAAAUGUUUGAAAGAACAAGGCAUCAUCUCAGUAGUUGAAUUUAAUUUCAUGGUACAGGAACCAAGAGGUAUCAUACUAUGGACCAAGGAGACAUCUUUGUUCUCAAGCCAUUUCAUGUACCUCACUAUCCUAGUUUCGGAAUGAUGGGAAUUGAAUACCGGGUGAGUUAAAAAUGGGGAUGUUCUUUUGAAUUCACUUCGAGUGAUAGAUUUUUCUCUAACCAUUGGAUUUUCAACGAGAUUUUCUAUCUUCUGCAUGCUGCCGAAGAUGUAGAAUAUGUCAUUCACGUCGUUGAAGGUCACAGUUUCAUCUAAUGCUACUCCAACUGCCUCAUCACCAAAAUAUCGUAUAUUUAUUUCCUUUUCGAAAGCUCUUGCCCUGAUUUCUUCUAUUUCUAGUUUUGGAUAUAUUUUCAGGGUAUCAAAGAAGCAUUGAUUGGGUAUAACGUUGCCAUCUUGUUGCAAACCAUGGUGUAA
Messenger RNA from Phaedon cochleariae (mustard beetle), 7976 nucleotides. The record is from the annotation of a GenBank genome assembly. Lineage: Eukaryota; Metazoa; Arthropoda; Insecta; Coleoptera; Chrysomelidae.